Molecule: messenger RNA, 1398 nt
Organism: Anarrhichthys ocellatus (wolf-eel)
Lineage: Eukaryota; Metazoa; Chordata; Actinopteri; Perciformes; Anarhichadidae
Gene: asz1
Product: ankyrin repeat, SAM and basic leucine zipper domain containing 1
Exons: 11
Coding region: 1-1131 (376 amino acids)
Cellular component (GO): pi-body
Molecular function (GO): protein binding
Source: RefSeq, a predicted model, not a curated record
AUGACGCUGCUUUAUCAUUGGACGGUGCUCAUGGCCAGCUGUACGGCAUCUGUCAGUGAAGACAAAACCGCGCGCUGUGUGGAGAUCCUGCUAUCCAGAAAUGCUGAUCCCAACAUGGUGGACAGGUCUCAAAUGACCUGCCUGAUGCUGACGGCCAGGUCCGGCUACAGUAAGGUCAUCAACCUGCUGGUGUCUCACGGGGCAGACGUCAACGUCCAGGAUGUCAACGGGUACUCGGCUCUGUCGGUGGCGGUGCAGUACGGCAGAGAGGAGGCCGUGCUGAAGCUCCUCCAGCUGGGAGCGAACAAAACUUUAAGGACCAAGGCUGGCAAGAGCCCUGCAGACCUGGCUGUGGCUUUCAAACACACACAGAUAGUCAGGAUUCUGGCGUCUCCGUCCCAGAUCUCCACCGUCCAGGCCUUCAGCUCCAUGGAGGAGACCCUCUCAAAGUUCUUCAAGACCAACUCUGCACCGCUACCUUCAAAGGAAAGUGUAACCAAGCUGGACGACCUCGAGCUCCUCCUACACGGCCUCGAUCUCGGCUACCUCACUGACAUCAUGGCUGAGCAUGACAUCACCUGGAGCUACCUGUUGACCAUGGAGGAGGAGGAGGACCUGGAGAAGGUCGGUAUCACAGACCCAGAGGACCAGCAGAAGGUGCUGAGCGCUGUGAAGCAGAUGCACCUGGACAAAGUGGACUUUGACACAAUCAGCCUGCCGGGAGCCGUAGAAAGCGGGAGUGAGGAGCUGCAUAACUUCCUGGUCAGCGUGAGGCAUCAGUGCUGCUACCUGACGGAGACCAUCCAGGACGUCAUCGGACGCUUUCCUCACCAUGCCUCUCAGCUCGUCUUCUCACUGGACCCCAAAGGGGAGGCCCAGGCCGUCUGCAACCAGCUGGUGGUCCAGACCAAAGACCUGCAGAAGGAAGUUAACUGCCUCCGCAAUCUGCUAUGCCAGAUGGACCAGGCCAGAGAUUGCUGCCAGCUUCCUCAACCUGGUUCCCGCAACCGGAGGACGCGGUUGACUCUGACCGGAGUCGCACUGAGCGCGCUCGGAGCCACUUUCUUCCUGCUCCUCUGCAAAGCAGCCAGCGGGAAGGUUAACCUGCCGAUGUGCAGGAACUCGUGUUAAUCAGUUAGUUUGAUAAAAUCAUCAGAAUAUUUUGUUAUUGAUGAUAUAUUGGAUUAUGGAAGAACUGAUAUGUUUUAGGACGAAGUUUGAGAAGACGGCACUUUUUAUUUCUGCUGCUGUAAAACUUUUCGUCCGUCUUGUCUUUGAGUUUAGUUCAGAAUACUUUUUAUGUUUUAAGGGUUUAAGCGAAUAUUAAAGUUUCUAAUUUCUUGCAAUUUAAGAUGUUUUCAGUGCCUGCAAAAUCAAAUAGAACUUAAUUUAUAGACA